Molecule: messenger RNA, 678 nt
Organism: Penicilliopsis zonata CBS 506.65
Lineage: Eukaryota; Fungi; Ascomycota; Eurotiomycetes; Eurotiales; Aspergillaceae
Exons: 4
Coding region: 1-678 (225 amino acids)
Source: RefSeq, a predicted model, not a curated record
AUGGAAGAUACGGCCUUUGAUCUCGGUCUCACGCAGGGCUUGUCUCAGGGAGUGGCGGCAUCAGGCGAGAUUGCCAGUGCACUGGUCGCCUUGAACGGGCAUCUUCCCGCCUUCCUCGGAACGGUGGAACUGGAGUUCGAAGCCCUGUGGACGCUGCGCUCGCGGCACGAGAUAGUGAUCGCCAGCCGGCCGACCCAGUACACUCGCCAGCUGAAGAUCAACCUGGCAGACAACAGGAUAAAGGCGAACAACAAGAAGAUUGCCGUUAUAGACCAGUCUUCUGACCUAACGGCAGCUGCAGAUCCCCUUUGCCAGCUGGGCCCGGCGAGUUUUCUAAAGCUCCAGAUCACCGGCGAGAUGAUCUUCUCACUGCCAGAGGAGCUCUUUGAUAUAGACUUCCCGCAAUAUCACUUCCGCCGCACCAAGUUCAUCGCCGUCUCAGUGCACUGCAUAGUGUAUUCACCAGCGUUAAUGGCAACCUGUGCCUGGACCAGCACAUGUACCGGACCAGCGGUCCGCCGCAUGCAACUCACGCCGGCGUGGCUUACCCCCUCCCAGCCAUCGCCAUCAGCAGCAGUCACGCCGACACCGGCCUUUGAGCUCAUUGCCGGGGCAGUACUCCAGCCCUUCGAGGGCGCCGGCGUCGUGAGCACCUAUACCUUAACUGCGAGAAAGUGA